GAUUUCUGUCAUUGUGUUCGUGGCGGUGGAUUGUGUAUGCUGUGUAUUAUAUAAGUUUUGGAGAAAUUUUGACUGAAUAAAUAACUUGCGACAACAUCUCGCAGCGAUGAGGCUGUUUAUGGUUAUCGUAGCGACGACGUCGCUGUGCAUGUCUCCCACGGACGCUACCUCGUCUGAGGCUGUGAUGCCUCCCGUGCCUGCUGGGGUCGAGGACGGGCGAGGGGUCUUAGGGUUCCUGAACUACUGGAGGAGCUGCCUUAGGGAAUCCCGCGAGCUGGGGGCGCAGUCCCGAGCGCAGGAACCAGAAGAAAUAUACCUGGUGAUUACUCCCAGCACGCACCUGCUCUCUAAUUUAGCCCCUCAAGGCAGCCACAAACAUCCUCUCUAUAUGAACACCGUAGAGAGCAAGGCACUCAAGAGAGAUCUGGUGCUGGACUCUCUCUCUACACAUCGCUUGUCGCCUCAGCUGCUCAAGCCAAACUCGCAGCAAAUUAUAGAAAACUUGAACAAAAGAAGAAUUGUUUUAAAGACCGACGACCAAGGAGUGCUCACCGUGAACGGAGUGUCGGUGGAAGGGGUGGAUCGUUUGUUCAACGGAAUAUCCAUCGUUGUGUUGAAGGAUUUCCUAUUCGACCACCGCACUCGAAUCCAGCAAAUAAAAGCUACGACUCACAACUAAUAAAUAUAGAGUAAUAUAGACCA
Hyalella azteca is the source of this 702-nucleotide messenger RNA. RefSeq lists its product as uncharacterized. The coding region runs from base 107 to 679 and encodes 190 amino acids. The record is from RefSeq and is a predicted model, not a curated record. Lineage: Eukaryota; Metazoa; Arthropoda; Malacostraca; Amphipoda; Hyalellidae. The transcript has 4 exons.